Molecule: messenger RNA, 1781 nt
Organism: Oenanthe melanoleuca
Lineage: Eukaryota; Metazoa; Chordata; Aves; Passeriformes; Muscicapidae
Gene: PARM1
Product: prostate androgen-regulated mucin-like protein 1
Exons: 4
Coding region: 59-895 (278 amino acids)
Cellular component (GO): late endosome; Golgi apparatus; plasma membrane
Source: RefSeq, a predicted model, not a curated record
CGGCGGCGGGGCCGGGCGGUGCGUCCCUCCAGCCGCGGCUGCCAGCGCCGCCGGCACCAUGGGCUGCUGCUGCCGCCUCCUCUUCCUCGGCCUCCUCCUCCUCCCGGCAGGGCUGGGCGAUGGCUCCCCAGAGCCGCCCCUCACCCUCAUCCGCCCCCCCUUCCUCUGGGGGGGCGUCCCGGUGAAGCCAGACUCCAGGGAUGUCCCCACGGCUGCAGCCCAGCCCUCCCUGCCGUCCCCCACGGCACCUUCGGGAGACGGGACGGACUCCGGGCCCCUGCAGGGGGAUGGCCAGGGCGGCACCAGCGCAGCGCCAGCGCUGUCCCCUGCCCCCGUGUCCGCCGCCGUGAGCCCCGCGGGUCCCUCUGCCGCCGCGGAGACAGCCCCGGCUCCCCGGACAGCCAGCCCCGCCAGCCCGGAAAGCGGCACGCUGGAUGUGGGGGCAGCCCCCGGCCCCACGGGCACAGCGGCGCCGUCGCCCCCCGCGUCCCUGCCCGGCAGCGACCCCCGCUCGCCUCCCGGGACGGGCUCGUCCCUCGGCAGCCCCGCCGCCACCCAGCCGCCGCCGGCCGAGGAUGUCCCUUCCCUGGGGACGCUGGCCAUGGCAUCGAGCCUGGCCAUGGAGCCAACGCCCCCGCCAGUGACUGUGAUGAGCCCCACGGCAGCCGAGGCCGCAGCCUCGGAGAAAACUGGAGUCUCCAUGGAGCAGGUCCCGCGGGCCCUGAGCCCAGGGAGCAUUGUGGCCAUAACCGUGACGGUCAUCGUGGUGGUGGUGCUGGUGUUCGGGGCAGCUGCCUACCUCAAGAUCAGGCACUCCUCCUAUGGAAGGCUUUUGGAUGACCACGACUACGGCUCCUGGGGCAACUACAACAACCCUCUCUAUGAUGAUUCCUAGCAGGGAUGAAGACAAAAAACCCCAUAAACCCUUAAUUUAUAAGCGCUUCUGCAGCAGAGCAUCCGCUGUCGAGGAGAUGCCGGGCACGGAGCCCCUGCCUCAGGCAGGAUUACCAUGGCUCUGGUGGAUGACAGGAACUGGAGGGCGGGUGUGCAGUGCUGACAAUAAACCUGAAUUUUGGCCUUUGAGCAGGAAACCAGGUCCUGGGGCAGGUCAGCCACUUGUUGUAGACAAGGGAACUCAAAUUCCCCAGUGGGAAGGGCUGGGGAGGUCAAGGGAGAGGAUGGAGGUUCAGCCGUGCUGUGGCAUCCUUUGAAAUGCUGCUGCUCUGUGACUUGGGGGGGAGUGGGGGGCUGCUGAGCCACAGCCAGCAGUGUGCCAGGGUCUCCUGCGCUUUCACAUGUCCCUUUCCCUAAAAUCACUUCCCUGUGUCACCCUGCUAUGAAUCCUUCGCCUUGUCUCACCAGGAACCAUGAACAGUUAUGGAGCUGCUCAGUCACUGCUCCCUUUCUUUUCCUGCAGGUGCUUCCAUGCAGAAGGUCCUAAUUUAUUUUUUUCCAUUUAACUGUGGGGGUUUUGGUCCCUAAAAGCAGCCCAGGAGCCCAUGGGAAGAUGCACUGACCAUCCAUUUCACACAUGUGGCUGCUUGCUCCACAGCUUUGUUUCCAUUCCUUGAAAAACUUGGCUGCUAAAAUACAGCAGAGUGUUCUUUUAAUCCCCAACUUGUGUUCAGCUUUCAGUGUGGGAAGGCUGGGGGUGGCUGAUGGCAGAGCUGGUUUGGGAAGGGGAUGCUCAGCCUCUUCUCCCUCUGGCUAAAUUCCCUGGCAGUGGAAAGCAAAGCCCCGAGUCCGUGUGACCUUAACAAAUAAACCAGCGCUAAAUGGCA